Molecule: messenger RNA, 273 nt
Organism: Cylicostephanus goldi
Lineage: Eukaryota; Metazoa; Nematoda; Chromadorea; Rhabditida; Strongylidae
Source: the annotation of a GenBank genome assembly
AUGCGAAACGCCGUUGGCACCACACAGGAGGGGCUCACCGAAUUUCUUCAGCAGCACCCAUCCCUCUUCACCCUUGAGGGAGAUCAGGUGAUAUUGAAUGGAUUCGGUGAUAUAACAGCCAAGAACAAUCCCCUUCUACAAUCCGCAUCUCGUAAUCGCGACUAUGAAAAAGAGGCUGUGGAGUUCUUUGUCAUGAAGCUUACAAAAUUCGGACCGGAAUUGCAGGUGAAUCUUUUAUUUUUUGGUUUGCUACCAAAUCAGCUGAAUGAGUAG